Messenger RNA from Babesia bigemina, 2739 nucleotides. RefSeq lists its product as hypothetical. The transcript is spliced from 3 exons. The record is from RefSeq and is a predicted model, not a curated record. Lineage: Eukaryota; Apicomplexa; Aconoidasida; Piroplasmida; Babesiidae. The coding region runs from base 1 to 2739 and encodes 912 amino acids.
AUGCUUCCUGAUCCAGAUGGGUUACUUACGGACAAUGCUAUCUCUAGAUGCCACGUGAACAUCGAAUACUUUGGCUCUGCAACUGUAAUCUGUCCACGUAAAGUCGAUGGCACCGAGUAUGUCUUGCAUCCUCGACCGAAUUCGUAUGAAAAAUCCGACCUCAACACUUACGUGGGUCAUGAUGGUGGAUUUCGUUCCGUUAAUCUUAACAAAGUAAUCGUGACAGAUACCCCAGCUGAAUUUGCAUCAGUGGUAUUGGAUCAGUCGCAAACAACCAUACAUAUAAAUUUGUCAGUCGUCGGACUCUUUCACAUGAAUGAGCGCCGUCUGAUGUUCAUCUGUGGACCUCGAGAUUUGGAUUUUACUAAUGCAUUGCAACGUCAACUUGAUCGCCUCAACCGCGCCAUCCAUAUGGAAGAAAUACCUUGGGAGCCAACAACAGCGUUGACUGAGGAGAUAAAGAAAGUAGGAGGUGGAUUGGGAGUCUUUUUCCUAUACAGAGGGAACGCGCAUCUGCCACUGCAGGGUUGUGGGAGCCGUCCUUCUCCACUAUUUGCAGCCCAUCAUGAGGCUACUGCAGAUGACACCAGUGAAGUAACUUCAUGUGUGGUGGAUCCCAUGACGGAGUCACGUAUCGGAUUUCUUUGCGAGGGCCGUCUUGAACCUGAGGAUUGUAUGAAAUGCCUUAUUGACCCAAACGGCGAAAACGUAAUACCUCCUACGCCGCACUUGUAUAUGGAAUUCGAUCACAAUAGACCUUGGGUAGUGGCCAAAUAUUUCAAAGGAUUUGACCUGCCGCCAUUCGGUGGAGAAUGCAGAUGCAUCGAUCCCGAGACAGGUGACGUAAAGGCAAAGAUAGAGAUACGUACUAAAACAGAUUACGUUUGUGACAUUGCCAGCAUGAUAUUCCGCAAUCGGGUGCGACCCAUCAGUGGACAUUGGUGUUCGGUGGUACUUCAUCCAGGCAGCACAUUGACCAUAAGGUUUCCCGCACAGGCUGUGGAUACGGGGCCCUCCGACAAUAAUUCAUCAGCUAGUCUAGUCUUUAAGAGGGCUCCCAAGUAUUUAUUCAAGACCGACAUCUCGCCGAAAGACCUGAACAUGCUGCGGCAACUUAAUACGAUAUACGAAAUUGAUGUUUACGACGAAAUCUUGCACCACAAAGUUAUUGCCGGCGACGCUCUCGAGUUAGAUGUAUCCCAAAUAUUACGGGGUGAAAUGAAGCUGACGUAUCAUCCGGGCAAGCCCCUCGCAUUAAUAGCUGGCACAAACUCGUUCUUUUUCCACUGGAUACUGAAGGCUAUAAAUAAGUAUACAUUUAAAAGCAUAACUGCCGCUGUGAACAUCUCGUUUGCGUUUACGCAUAAUUACAGGAUUUUAGGGUGCGAAAGUGGUGCAGAAAGCGUAUUCGACCCUGACAUCAGCAGGACGCAUUGUUCGACCAAAUCCAUGGGAAAUGGAAUAGGUAAUGUUUACGAGUGUACUUUCCCCAUUGAGUGGGGCAAUUUGAACACUGGAAUUCACUGCCAACCAGAUGGGGAAUUGUUACCCAAUAACUGUGAGUCCACAGGAUACGACCUGUACUCAAACAGCAUUAUUCUAUCACCUGAACCUGUCUUCGACAUUCAAUUGAACGACGAUACCCCUAUCAGUUAUGCCUGCGUAUGUGUCGACCAAUUUGGAUACGAAACCUCUAGACUUAUUCUAGAGCGAAACAAAGAGUACUAUCAUACCUAUCAUGUCUUCCGCCAAGAGGAUGCCUUUACUUUCCCCCCUUACGUGCUGAUCCCCUGGAGCGAUGCGGACUUAUCGAGUGACGGGCUUUCUGUACCUAAAUCGCCUAUGAUUCGAAACAUAUCGCCGGAAACAGUUAUACUACAUGUGGGGACAAGUCUGUUCAUGCAUUGUUAUCCCGGGGAGCAGAAUGUUGGAAAUAAUGAAAGGAUAACAACUACAUGGCUUCCCAGAAGGUUUGAAUUGUUUUAUUACAGCAUUAACGAUACGCUUCACGGAUAUGAGCUUACACGUAACAAAUACGAAAAUUCAAUAUCUACCACUCCAGGUGCCUUGGAUUUUACAUAUUUGACUAUUGGCGGAACCACUGUGUAUCAAACAAUGGUGCUCACAUCUCAUAGAAGUGCCAUUAUUAUAUCUAAGCACACGACUCACAAGCAAUUUGUGCCCAUUACAUUUGUAUGCGGCAAGACGCCCGAAACAUCGGACUUGUCCGUCACUGACGAUGUGACCACCACAAAAGAUUAUCCGCGUUCUGGUUCGGAUGUAAUGGAAUUGUCAAAAGGAUAUACGUGGAACGUAGUUAAAAUUUACAUCGAAACCACAGACCCGUAUAUGCAGGGCUGCGGUGUUACGUCCUCAUCCGAUAAGUUGUUCAAGCCUGAAACACACAAAUUAUACGACGACAAUGGACAGGAAAUCGGCUGCAUGAUUGACCUUCAAUUCGCACGCAAAGCGGCUUUCUACUGCCCAGUACCGUACGUCCUAGAACCAUCCUAUUGCUUCGACGAAGUGUUAGUGGAUGGAAUAAUCAAAAACAUAAGCGAGAUUAGUCAGUCGUUAGUAGCAUCUCGAACUAAUCAUUUUGUCACACUGAAGUUCGAUAACAAACUCGUAGGAGCUGGCGAAACGCUGCGCCAGACGCCGCCGUUGGAGUGUCGCUGCGUCACCAUCAAGGGGGUCAUUUUAUCCACCAUCCAGAUCGAGAACUACUACGCCAAGUAA